Molecule: messenger RNA, 841 nt
Organism: Anolis sagrei ordinatus
Lineage: Eukaryota; Metazoa; Chordata; Lepidosauria; Squamata; Anolidae
Product: ferritin light chain, oocyte isoform-like
Biological process (GO): intracellular iron ion homeostasis; iron ion transport
Cellular component (GO): cytoplasm
Molecular function (GO): ferric iron binding; ferrous iron binding
Source: RefSeq, a predicted model, not a curated record
CCCGGCGCGAGGCCCACUCAGAUCCGCCCAGCCGUCGGUGCAGCGCCUUUGCUCUUGCUUCAACAGUGCUUGAACGGAGCAGGUCCGCGGCCGCCCCAUCUUUCCCCCAUAUUUGCAGCCAAGCAUCCUUUAUUUUUUAUUUCCUCUUGCACCAUGAGCUCCCAGGUCCGCCAGAAUUACCACACCGAGAGUGAAGCUGGAGUGAACCGUAUGGUCAACCAGUUCCUCCAUGCUGGCUACAAAUACCUCUCUUUGGCCUUUUACUUCAACCGGGAUGAUGUGGCUCUCUCCAAGUUCUACUCCUUCUUCCGCCACCUGUCUGAGGAGAAGCAUGAGCAAGCUGAGAAGCUCUUGACCUUCCAAAAUCGCCGUGGGGGUAGAGUCGUCCUGCAGGAUAUCAAAAAACCAGAACAGGAUGAAUGGAAGAACGGAGCUACUGCCAUGGAGGUCGCCCUCAACCUGGAAAAGAGUGUGAACCAAGCUCUGCUGGAUUUGCAUCAGGUGGCUUCCCGUCAUACUGACCCCCAUCUGUGUGACUUCCUGGAGACCCACUACCUUGACGAGGAGGUGAAGGUGAUCAAGAAACUGGGAGACCAUAUGACCAACCUGAAGCGUGUGCGUGCCAGCGAGGAAGGCCUGGGUGAAUACCUCUUUGACCGCCUCACCCUGGGCGAGUCCAGCGACUGAGCCUUGAAGUCCUGGCUCCCUCCUGACUCCUGCAGCCUUGUCUAAAUGUGCUUUGGUUAGCUCAAUACAUAAAGGGCCUCUGUAUCCUUGCUCAUGUUAUGCAUAUGUGGGAGUCUGUAACUGGCAUUAAAUAAACUUGGCAUUAAGCACUCAA